Molecule: messenger RNA, 1788 nt
Organism: Vanderwaltozyma polyspora DSM 70294
Lineage: Eukaryota; Fungi; Ascomycota; Saccharomycetes; Saccharomycetales; Saccharomycetaceae
Gene: RLF2
Product: Rlf2p
Exons: 1
Coding region: 1-1788 (595 amino acids)
Biological process (GO): nucleosome assembly
Cellular component (GO): nucleus; CAF-1 complex
Source: RefSeq, a predicted model, not a curated record
AUGACUAGUCCUGAGAAGGAAUCAUCCAAAGAUGGUAAUAAACAAGGUAUUUUAACAUUUUUUCAAAAUAAUACUCCUUCAAAAAAGAAGAUUAACAAGAAAAAUAUUUCUAAAGACAUCUCAAAAGAUGACACAGGAAAUAAGAUAGAAAUUAUUGACUUGGAUAUUGAUCAUCCAAUAGAAAAAAAUAACUUGAAGGAAGUUGAAACUGAAUUGAAAAAUGAUUCAACAGUUAAAUUGAAUGACAGUGUCGAACAAAAAGAUAACAAACAAGAAGUGGUCGACUCUGAUAAAGAUGAGGAUACAAAACUGAGUAAAAAAGAUUUGGCAGCAAUUAGAAGAGAAAAAUUGAAAGAAGAGAAAGAAUUGAAAAGACUCGAAAGAGAAAAAGAAAAACAGAAAAAAGAAGCUCAAAGGUUAGAAGAAAAAUCUAAACGUGAAUCGAAGUUAGAAGAAGAGAAACGCAAAAGAGAAGAAAAGGCUGCUGAAGUUAAACGUAGAAGAGAAGCAUUAAAAUUACAAAAGGAAGAAGAAAAACGUAAGAAAGAAGAAGAACGAUUAGAAACUAAAAGAAAAAGAGAAGAAGAAAAACUAAAGAUUGAAGAAGAGAAAAGAUUAAAAGAAGAAGCUAAAGAAAGAGCACAAUCCAGGAUUGGUAAUUUUUUCAAAAAAGUACGUGAUUCAUCUAAUGAAGAAUCAACUAGAUCUGAUUAUGAAAAAAUCUUUUUAAAAUUUCAUGCUAAAGAAGGUAUUAAUAUUUCAAAAGGUUUCAAAUUAUCAGAAUCUACAUUAAAGGAAAAGAUAAAUGAGAUUGAUUCUCUGCUGAGGGAAACAAAUGAAGACAAUGAAGAUGUAUCACAAUGGAUAAAAUCAAGGACCAACAAAAGAGGUUACAAAAUAAAAUCCACAGCUGUAUCAGUUCUUCAACAAAUGACUUCAAAGGAUAAAACAGAUGAAGAAUUACAAGUUUUACUAUCACUGGUUCCAAAUAAAUACAUAAAAUUUUAUGAAAAUGUCAGGCCACCAUAUAUUGGAACUUAUUCAAAAGAUAUUGUAAUCCCUGUAGACAAUCCUUUUACACAAGAGGGAACAGGAUAUAAUUAUGACUAUGAUUCUGAUCUAGAGUGGGUCGAAGAAGAUGAAGAAGGCGCAGAUGCAGAAAACUUAGAGUCUGGUGAAGAAGAUGAAGAAGAUGAUGAUGAAGAAGAAGAGGCAAGUGAAGGUGAAUUUGACGGAUUUUUAGAUACAGAAGAUAAAACCGGAGAAACCAAAAAAAGGAAAUAUGCUGGUCCAUUAAUACCUACAGUUUAUCUAAGAACAGACAUAGAAACGUUGGAUAAAGAAAACCAAGAGUAUUUUGAAAAAGUCGCAGUUCAAUAUUUGAUAAAAACACAAAAGUUCCCAAUUGAUCCAAAGAAAAGUUCGAUACUCAAUAACAACGCAUCUCCUAGUAAAAGAGCGCUAACAGAUUCAUCAAAUAGUGGAGUAUCAACACAAGGAAAUAGCCCUAUGGGGUCACCAGAAAAGAAAGCUAAGACGAUAAUUACUGAAGUGAAAGAUCUCAUAACAUUAUUCGAAGAAUUAAUAGAUAGUUCAUUUUCAUUGGCAACAAUGACAGAAAUUGUACAAAAAACUUUACCGCAGUAUAACAAACAAACAAUCAAGAAUACAGUCAAAGAAUAUGCAAUCAGGGGUACAGGCAAAGGAGAUACACCACGUACAUGGAGUCUGAAAGAUGGUAAUCAAUUAGAGAAUCUUCGACAAAAUCAAGAAUCUCUACCUCAAUAA